Molecule: messenger RNA, 5896 nt
Organism: Symsagittifera roscoffensis
Lineage: Eukaryota; Metazoa; Xenacoelomorpha; Acoela; Convolutidae
Product: clustered mitochondria protein homolog
Exons: 16
Coding region: 22-4767 (1581 amino acids)
Biological process (GO): intracellular distribution of mitochondria
Cellular component (GO): cytoplasm
Molecular function (GO): protein binding; mRNA binding
Source: RefSeq, a predicted model, not a curated record
UUUCUUAGUUUUGAGAUCAAAAUGGUGGCUGAACUUGAAAAAUCAAGUACGGACGUGGAAACCAAUGAACCACGCGGAGGCAUGCUAAAACCCGAUGAAAACUACUGCAGUGAAAAGGAAACUUCAACUUCGAUCGAGCUUGAAUUACAGUCGCCAGGCUUUGCUGUAAAAGUUGUUCCAAUUGCUGGAGAUGCUUUCGAUAUCCAGGUGAAUUUGACCGAGUUGGUACAGGAGUUGCACCAGGUGCUGAUGGACAGGGAGGAGUCCUGUCAGUUCACUUGCUUCUCCCUACAUCUCAACGGACAACACAUGGAUAACUUCUCAGAACUCAAGUCAUUCAAGGACCUCAAGCCGGGCGCCACCAUCCGAGUACGCCACGAGCCAUACAGUGUGCGUGAGGCAAGGGUGCACGUGCGUCAUGUGAGGGAUCUGAUGUGUGGGGGGUGUGAAGAGAUGACACAGCAAGAGAUGUACUCGGGAGAAAGAGGCUGCUCCGUCUCCGUCCUAGACCACAUAAUCCACGAGUCAGGCUCUCUCAUUAAACAAUCGUCAGAUUCCCAAACAAACCAGGCAACAUCGCCCAAAUUGAGCCAAAAAAGCAAUGCAGAGUGCUACCAAGCUCCUAACCAAGGCGAGACUACCGAGUCAACAAAAAUGUCUGCUGAUAUAACCCCAGGUCAGUUUAGUCCUGCCAACCAGCCUCUGCUGCCGAUGAUUCCGACGGAAUCUCAGUCUCAGAUCUCGAUUACGUGUCUCAGCGAACUGUCCAUGUCACACUGGAACCCAGUGCCCAACACUCGCAGGCUGAAGGGAGAUCUGCUCUAUCUGAAAGUGAAGACGUUGGAGGGGCUGGAAGUGGGAAUCACAGCUUGCACGCGAGGCUUCUAUCUCAACAGAAUCACAGAUGCCCACUUUGACUCUACGCCGUCAGAUGAUCCGAACAUGAGUUUAACAUUGGUGGAGCUGUUGUCCAAGAUUAGCCUGUCUUUCAAGAAGAACUUCCCACUUGCCCAGAAGAAGCGAGUGAGUCGCAAUGUUCUCACGCGAGUGCCUACGUCACUUCAACACUGGUCUUGGAUCGUGCCUCCCAGUGGCCAUGUGGCCGAUGGGCUCAAAGCAGAGGACAGCUGGCUCUACAGACUAGGCUACGAGGAACACAUUCUGGGACAGACGCGCGACUGGAACGAGGAGAUCCAGUCUAUCCGAGAGAUGAGCGGGAAGACGAAGAGCGAGCGACUUACGAGAGAGCGGGCAAUGUACAAGACGUACAGCGACUUCCUCUCGGCUGCUGUUCGGGGUGCAGUGUCCGUGGUGGACGGAAACAUGAUGCCUAUCAACCCGGGCGAGUGCCGCAACACUCACAUGUACAUCUACAACAACAUCUUCUUCUCACUCGGCUUCGACGUCAAGGAGCACUACUUGGAGUUAGGGGGAGAUGCGGCUGCUUAUGUGGCAUGCAACCAUGACCUGAAGGGAGUGAGGGCGAUUAGCGAGGCGGCGGUGCAGGCGGAGGGAAUGGAAGGGGCACUGUACACUCUGGGUACUGCCAUUGUGGACUACCGGGGAUACAGGGUGGCAUGCCAGACAAUCAUGCCAGGUGUUUUGGACAAGGAGCAAGAAGAAAGUGUUGUGCAUGGGUCGAUUGAUUUUGGUAAAAAGAUAGUCUCACACGAGGCAUAUGGACCGAAGCUAGAGAAGAUAGCCCACGAACUCAAGUCCAGGCCUCACAUCAUGUGUGGUGAAGCAGAAGCUAAUGAUGAUGCAUCAGGCCAAGGGGAAGGGGGAGCAAAGGAGCACCUGGUGCAUGUGUCCACGGAGUGCAAAGGCAUCAUUGGCAAUGACGGCAGACACUAUUUGCUGGACUUACUGCGUCUCUUUCCACCGGACGUUAACUUCAUGCCGGACUUGGAGGACGGAGAGGAACUAGAUGAGUCGGUGAAACAGAAGGGCUUCCCGCGCAAACACCCACACAAACUGCCGCAGCUGAGGUCAGAGCUAGUGGAGGCAUUUGUGGACAGUCGCUACUUGGCAUUUGUGAGUCAUGCCACCUCCAUGGUGCUCAAACAGAAGAACAACAGCAGCACUUGCCACACAAACUCCCCCUCAGCCCCAAUCACAGGAGACAACACAGACUCCUGUGAUAACAAGAAGAGUGAGAGUGAGAAUAGCGGGGAGGGGAAAGUUGACGUGAGCGACGAAGUGGACAUGGUGAGCUGUGAACAGUUGAGUGACCUCGAGAGACACGCACACUCUUUGUCCAACAGCAGCAACAUCAGGGAGGGAACCACAAAGUCUACUCUUGCAGAACUGGUGAAGAAUAUUGAGAGCAGUAGCAGUGCUGCUGUCGAAACAAAGGGGACAGAAGAGGGAAAGGAAGGGGAAGGGGACAGGGUGCUGUUGAAUGAGAGCCAGAGGGAGAUUGUGCGGCUGUCGGCCGAGGUGGCUGGAUCCCUCAGUCCAGACAAAUUCGACAUCUCCUUCAACCUUGAUGCAUUCUCCCCAAACGUGUCCUCUCGAAUUCCGCAGCAUUUUCGGAGGAGAUUGGAGGAAGAGAGGGUGGUUAUCAAGGACGCGUGCAAGUUUCUACUCAACUUCAUGAUUCCCUCCUUCGUCAAGGAUUGCAUGCAGGACAUAUCCAAUGUGCCGGUGGACUCAAUGCAGCUGACAGACGCUUUACACUCGCGUGGCAUUAAUAUGCGCUAUCUUUCGCACAUAGUGACUGUAUGUGAGACGCAGAAGGAGAAACACGACUCCCAAAUGCCCAACGAGGAUUCCAUCAUUGCCAGUCUGGACCUGCUGCAGAGAGUGGUAGCCAUGGAGCUGUUGUGCAGAAGCGCUAAGCACGUGUUCAAGCGUUACAUGCAGAGCGUGCAAUCGCACUUUCUCUCGGACGGAGUGGCGCUCUUUUUGAAUUGUCUAGUGGGAGCCUACAAGGAGCCCAAGCUGCUAGUGCUGGCCGAGGAGGAGGAAUAUUCUAGAAUCCUGUUCAAAUCUAACCAUCAGACCACAAACAACAACACACUCUUCGGACAACAGCAGAACAAAAAAAACAAGAAGAAGAAAUCAAGUCAGCGACACGUGAGUGGGGCUGCUUCUUCCUCGUCAUUGCUCCCUUCUCCGCUGCAGGAACAUGUCCAUGCUCCUCCCCUCUACUCCUCUGCUGUGGGGGGCAUGACUGGUAUUGGGUCGUGGAUGCACUUGUCCCCCACUCAGCUGUGGAGACAGAUCAAGACAGAUUUGAAGGACUACUUUUACUUCCAACUCAGGGGUGAUUGUAUUGAGGAGGUGUGUGGGCAGUAUGGUGUGCUGCAGUGUUCCCUGUUGCGCACCCUCUGCUCCAAAGUGGGAGUGCAGCUGAAGCUGAGGAACUACGACUUCCUCUCAACAAUUUCGCCCACUUUCCGUUCCUCAGAUAUACUCAAUCUGUUUCCCAUUGUCAAACAUGUGCUGCCCAAAGCCAACGAAGGCUUGAAGCUCCUCAACAAGGGACAACACUGCAUACAACAAGGUCUGUUGCGUCCGGGCUGUGAGUUGAUCACGGAGUCGCUGCAUCUGUUGAACCACGUGUACGGUCCCAUCCACAGUGAGAUUGCAUUGUGUCUGAAACUGCUAGCCCAUCUGAACUACAUCCUGGGAGACCCUUUGGAGGCCAUCUCACAUCAACACAAGGCCAUCAUGAUGUACGAGCGGUGUGGUGGAUACGACUGCAUGCAGACCACCUCUGAGUACCUACGUAUGGCGCUCUACUGCUUCUGCUCCGAACAGCCCCACAGUGCCCUUUAUCUGCUGCACAGAGCCAGAUACCUGAUGUGUGUGGCCACUGGAGAAGAUCACCCCGAAGUGGCCACGGUGGACACUAACAUAGGUCUGGUGCUGCACUCGCUGCAGAAGUUCGACCAGGCGCUCCUCUUCCUCCACAAUGCGCUGACUCUGAACGAGACACACUGUGGCGCCAUGUCCCUUAAGACUGCCCUGUCACACCACCUGAAGGCGUGUGUGGCCUCCUGCCAAGGAGACUUCCGAUCCGCUCUGCAGUACGAGAAGGAGGCAUUCAACAUCUACAAAACGGAGCUGGGAGAGGAGAAUGAGAAGACGCGGGAGAGUAGUGAGCUAUUGAAGCACUUGACGAGUCAGGCGGUGGCACUGCAGCGCAAGAUCAACCAGUUUUCCAAGAGUGCCUCUGCCUCCCUGGCCAAUGCAGCACUUCCCGCACUCUUCAUCACCCAGCCGACUCACAAGGGAGUGCUGGAGAUGCUCAACGUCAUCAAUGGGUUCUUCUUCUUCCACCUCAAGAAAGAGGAUAGCGAAGAUGAGAUAUUAUCAGAAGUGUCAAAGGGUGGCAAAAGUGGCGCACGCAGGACAAGUUGUGACAAAAAGCAGAAAUCGACAGCACCAUCUUCGUCAGGCAGAAAGAACUCGUCUGAAAACAGCAGUCAAUUGAGUGCUAACUGUAAGACGGCCCAAGUGGUAGUGGAGCACAGUCAGGACAAUGGUGAUGCAGGACAUCAGACGCUGCCAUGGACCAAAUCGGGGGACGGCUGCGGCGGCGUGUCAUCGGACGACCAGAUUCACCAUAAGAGUGACAAUGUCAUCACAACAGAAGCAGAAGUCAGCACUAGCAGUGGGGGUGGGGAUAGGACCAUGAGCAGCAGCAGGGGCAGUAAUGUCAGUGAGAGCCGGAAGGAAACGGAGGAUCAUUGCAGUAGUGGGGGAGAUCACGACUCCUCUAGUGGAGAACACCAUGUGACAGCGGAGCCACUGGAUUGACGCCAAAACUGCAUCCACAACAGAUCGUUUAAGAGUGGACUUGCCGCUAUUUACCGGUGAUGCAGCUGAAGGUGGCCACCACUCACAGGCACGCUCAGAGUCUUUCUCUCGUCCUCACCUGUCACCUGCCUACACUCUUAGCUACAGUUUCUCAGGCCAAAACUUCAGAAUAAGACUUAACCCACUUUAUUAUAUCUUUGAUUCUCUUCUAUCUCAAACUUGUAUUCUUGCCGCUCUUUCUUCAUAUUCUCUGCUAUUUUUUAAAUGCGUGUAUUUGCAUUAGCUAGUCCUAAUUCGACUUUGUUCAAACGAGACGCGAUUGAAUCAUGGCUCUAAUCGGUUCUCAAAAUAACCACAAAUAAGUGUUAACAAGAUAAAAAUUGAACAAGGACUAAUUUUUGAUGCACUAUUGGUGGUGAAAUUAGUCUCCUUCUCAGAUAUGAAAGAGUCAAGUCAGGUAUCGGAGCCUUGGUAACCAAUCAACAACCACGAAGAGGGAACAUGUUAUAUAUUUGUAUGCAUAUUCUUAUAUUUUCCUUCAUCCAUGGUGCUGUUGAGAGCACAGUUUGUAAUCUAGAACUGUUUCUUUGUAAUAUAUUGGACUCAAUAUAACACAUUAAUAUAUAUUUUGAUAUUUUCUAGUCGUGCAUUUUAACUAAUACUGCCUUAAUAUGUGCUAUUAACAGAACGAACUGGCUCCAAAUGUGGCGCCUUAUUAUGGCUCCAAUUGCGAAUUUAAGUAAUUUUUGGAUGCCAGACUGGUUCCUGAUACUCAAUCUAUUCAAUGGACCAGUUCCAUACAUCUACAAAAUGGAGAUUUCUAUCUGAAAAAAAAACAUUAAAAUACUGCCAGAAAGGUUAUCAAAAGAUAAUGUAUGGGGCUGAUCAUUUAUUGUUGCUCUACAAUAUUUGAAAUUGGUUGUAUGGAAACAAAAUAGCUUCCUUUUAUCGCCCGAUUGUAUAUCGAGGCCAAAUGAAGUGGAUAUGCAUGGUAUUGCAUACCACGACAUAUAUAAGUGUCAAACACAUUGAAUUUAACAUUCACAGCUAAUCAGGGUUGCGGAGAAAUUGAUAGGUUGACGGGAACAUUGUUCUAAAAAACCAAUCGCCUUUACAAUCUUUUGCGUAA